Acanthisitta chloris (rifleman) is the source of this 2874-nucleotide messenger RNA. It is a transcript of the gene PLK4, whose product is annotated as polo-like kinase 4. Gene Ontology annotation, biological process: protein phosphorylation. Lineage: Eukaryota; Metazoa; Chordata; Aves; Passeriformes; Acanthisittidae. Gene Ontology annotation, molecular function: ATP binding; protein binding; protein kinase activity. The transcript is spliced from 15 exons. The annotation marks the transcript as partial. The record is from RefSeq and is a predicted model, not a curated record.
GAUUUCAAGGUGGGGAACCUCCUGGGGAAAGGCUCCUUCGCAGGGGUCUACAGAGCAGUGUCCCUGAAAACCGGGCUGGAAGUGGCUAUCAAAAUGAUAGAUAAAAAAGCUAUGCACAAAGUUGGAAUGGUGCAGAGGGUUCAAAAUGAGGUGAAAAUACAUUGUCAGCUGAAGCAUCCAUCCAUACUUGAGCUUUAUAACUACUUUGAAGACAGCAACUAUGUAUACUUGAUCCUGGAGAUGUGUCACAAUGGUGAAAUGAGCAGAUACAUAAAGAACAGAAAGAAACCCUUUUCAGAAGAUGAAGCCCGACUCUUCUUGCAUCAGAUCAUCACGGGUAUGCUGUACCUUCAUUCCCAUGGAAUACUGCACCGGGACCUGACCCUCUCCAAUAUCCUACUCACCAAUAACAUGAAUGUCAAGAUUGCUGAUUUUGGACUAGCCACUCAGCUGAAAAUGCCUCACGAAAAGCAUUACACCAUGUGUGGAACUCCCAAUUACAUUUCCCCGGAGAUAGCCACCAGGAGUCCGCACGGACUCGAGUCUGAUGUGUGGUCUCUGGGUUGCAUGUUCUACACUCUCCUCAUUGGAAAGCCACCCUUUGACACGGACACGGUCAAGAACACGCUCAACAAAGUGGUGCUGGCAGAUUAUGAAAUGCCAGCCUUUCUGUCUAGAGAGGCUCAGGACCUCAUUCACAGGUUGCUUCGCAAAAACCCUGCAGAUCGCUUGAGUCUCUCCUCUGUGUUGGAUCAUCCUUUUAUGUCCAGGUGCAGUUCUGCACGGAGUAAAGAUUCGGGAUCUUCAGAAGAUUCCAUGGACAGUGGAAAUGCUACCAUCUCGACAGCCUUCACUGGCUCUUCCAGCAUCAGUACUAGUGGCUCCUUGAAGGAAAAGAAGAAGCUGUUGGCUGCACAGCCACUCCCAAAUAAAAUUACCUUUUUCCCUAAAACCAAGAACUCCAAUAAUGCUCCAUCGGUAGAUGGAAGUGGUUCUUUUCAUCAGUGGGGAGUGGGAACAGAAACUGGCAUGACUGGCAGGGGAAGAGCCAUGCAGCUUGGUGAGGAGAGACCACAUUCCCGCUACCUCCGCAGGGCUCACUCCUCGGAUCGCUCUGGCACAUCCCACAGUCAGACCCAAGGAAUCCCAAACGUGGAGCGAUGCCACUCUAUGGAAGUGCUUUCUAAGCCUAACGUGGGAACAAGGGAAAACACAGAAUACUUCUCACCUGCCAACAGCUAUGCUGAUAUCGGAGAGAUAUUUAAGGAGAAGACUUCUGGUAGUUCUGGUUCUUUUGAAGGGCAAAUAUCUCCACCUGUAAAAGAUCAACCACACUCAAAUUAUCUGUGCCCAAUGAAGCCCCAGGUUGGUUUGUUAGAGCAGAAGUCCCAGGCUGAGACGAUGCAGCAGUGGCUUGGAAGCAUGCAAACAAAUGUUCCUCUGAGACCACCUGCAGACCUGUCUGGCAACAGUAAUGCCCAUGGAGGCUUUUGGUAUCCUCUGGACAUGCAGCAAGGUGCACCAAGAAAUGCAUGGAACACCUUAAAAGAUAUAAGGAAUUGUGAUGCCUCCGACUGUCCACAUGCCUUAAACCAGAGAAACCCAAAGAAAUGCAUCCCUGGAGUUCUCUGCAAAUCUGAGAAAAUUCAACCAUCUUCAACCUGUGGCCUUUGGUCAACUUCAGAACAAGCCCCAAUGUGGGGCCAAGAACCACCAGGGCACCAGAAACGGACACUGCGAAGCAUGGUGUCACCUCUCAGUGCUCACAGGCUCAAACCCAUCAGGCAGAAAACAAAAAAUGCAGUGGUGAGCAUUCUAGAUACUGGGGAAGUGUGUAUGGAGUUCCUAAAAGACCACCAUUCACAGGAAUUUGUGAAAGAAGUUCUCAGAAUAUCUUGUGAUGGAAAUGUGAUUGCAGUUUAUCAUCCAAAUGAAGGAAGAGGUUUCCUUCUUGAUGACAGACCUCCUGCUCCUCCUGAAGGCAUCUGCAUGUAUAAUUUUGACAACUUGCCAGAAAAGUACUGGAAAAAAUACCAGUAUGCAGCCAAGUUUGUGGAGCUGGUAAGGACAAAAACCCCCAAAGUGACGUUCUACACAAGAUAUGCCAAGUGCAUGUUGAUGGAAAAUUCACCCACUGCAGAUGUUGAAGUUUGUUUUUAUGAUGGAGCAAAGAUACACAAGACAGCUGGAAUAACUCGUGUGAUUGAAAAGUCAGGCAAGUCCUUCACGUUGAAAGGAGACAGCGAAGCAGGGUUGAAGAAGGAAAUACAAGUUUAUAUGGAUCAUGCAAAUGAGGGCCAUCGUAUAUGCCUUGCACUGGAAUCUGCUGUUUUGGAAGAAGAAAAAAGGACUGGAAAUGCUCCAUUUUUUCCAAUAAUUGUUGGAAGAAAACCUGGCAAUACUGAAUCACCACAGGAUGUGUCACCUCCACUGCUGGACAGUACAAACUGUUCCAAAGAAGUUGUGGCACUGGAUAGAAAUAAAGCUGCCAGUUCUGUUCCAGUUCAGACUUCAAACUGCACUCCUGUGGUGUCCUAUGAAAAACCUGCAUUUCUGGCUAACACUGCUGAAACUAUGUGCUCCUCGGUCCAUCAAACAGAAUGCAGUCCCAAUUCAGCCCAGCUUGUAAAAUCUGUCUUUGUGAAGAAUGUUGGUUGGGCUUCUCAGCUGACCAGUGGAGCAGUGUGGGUUCAGUUUAAUGAUGGAUCCCAACUGGUAGCCCAAGCAGGUGUUUCUUCUAUCACUUACACAUCCCCAGAUGGCCAGACAGCCAGGUAUGGAGAAAAUGAUAAGUUGCCAGAAUACAUCAAAGAGAAGUUGCACUGUCUGUCUUCUAUUCUUGUGAUGUUUACCAAUCCAGCUAGUCCUCAUUGA